Molecule: messenger RNA, 1006 nt
Organism: Eptesicus fuscus (big brown bat)
Lineage: Eukaryota; Metazoa; Chordata; Mammalia; Chiroptera; Vespertilionidae
Gene: EIF5A2
Product: eukaryotic translation initiation factor 5A2
Exons: 5
Coding region: 174-635 (153 amino acids)
Biological process (GO): positive regulation of translational termination; positive regulation of translational elongation
Molecular function (GO): translation elongation factor activity; ribosome binding; RNA binding
Source: RefSeq, a predicted model, not a curated record
GGGAGGCCGGGGUGUGGAAAGUGUGGCGGCCCCGCCCCGUGUCUUGGAACUGCCGCGGCCGCCACCGCUGCCUCCGCUGCAGCUUGUAGGGGACCCGCGCCGGUGCGCAGAGGAAAGGCGCUCUUUCUUUGCUGAAAGUUCCUUGGAAAAGCGACCAUCUCCCCAGCCCACCCAUGGCGGAUGAAAUUGAUUUCACGACCGGCGAUGCUGGGGCUUCCAGCACGUACCCUAUGCAGUGCUCGGCCCUGCGCAAAAACGGCUUCGUGGUGCUCAAGGGACGACCGUGCAAAAUAGUAGAGAUGUCAACUUCCAAAACUGGAAAGCACGGUCAUGCCAAGGUUCACCUUGUUGGAAUUGAUAUUUUCACGGGCAAAAAAUAUGAAGAUAUUUGCCCUUCUACUCACAAUAUGGACGUUCCAAAUAUUAAGAGAAAUGACUACCAACUGAUAUGCAUUCAGGAUGGUUACCUUUCCCUGCUGACAGAAACUGGUGAAGUUCGUGAGGAUCUAAAGCUGCCAGAAGGUGAACUAGGCAAAGAAAUAGAAGGAAAAUACAACGCAGGUGAAGAUGUCCAGGUGUCUGUCAUGUGUGCAAUGAGUGAAGAAUAUGCUGUAGCCAUAAAGCCCUGCAAAUAAAUGGGAGCAUCAGGCAUGACAAACUGUUUAGGUCUGAAUCAACUACAGAUCUCAAGUUUGGUUCUAAGUUGUCACCAAAGCUAUGGCCUUCAGAAGCAACCUCAUUUAUCUUUUAAUUGUUUUGAAAUUGUGCCGAGUUAGUUUUGCACGCAAUUAGUAAUUUUAAAAAAUAAUCACGAUGUAUAAUUCUUUUUUUUUUGUAGGUAUUUUUUUAUAACAUUCCUGUGGUUGUCAGUAUGUGAGUCCAAGGAACAGUCCAAGAAAUCCACAGAUGUGAUUUGAGUAUAUCAUUCGUGAAUUUUAGUUAAGUGAUAAAUAAACCAGGGUUUUAAAUCAAACAAUGUAGCAUCCAGUGGUAUCGAAGUACCACA